Molecule: messenger RNA, 1848 nt
Organism: Arabidopsis thaliana (thale cress)
Lineage: Eukaryota; Viridiplantae; Streptophyta; Magnoliopsida; Brassicales; Brassicaceae
Product: UDP-Glycosyltransferase superfamily protein
Exons: 2
Coding region: 194-1537 (447 amino acids)
Molecular function (GO): UDP-glycosyltransferase activity
Source: RefSeq, marked reviewed
GAUCUGAGACUAAAACUUUUCCAUUAAUUAAUUUCACUAGUUGCACCGUGAUUUGAGGAUUAAUGAUGUAGCAUGUGGUAAGAUCUUCUUUACCAAACAAGUGACGUGUCAACCUUUAUGUAGAAAUCUUUUUCAUGGAGAUACAAAGAGAGAUAGAAAGAUAGAGGACAGAGAAAUAUAUAGGGGUUAAGGAAUGGAGAAAAAUGCAGAGAAGAAAAGAAUAGUGUUGGUUCCAUUUCCAUUACAAGGACAUAUCACUCCAAUGAUGCAACUUGGUCAAGCACUUAACCUGAAAGGCUUCUCGAUUACCGUUGCUCUUGGAGAUUCCAAUCGAGUAAGUUCUACGCAACACUUCCCUGGUUUUCAAUUUGUCACAAUACCUGAAACCAUACCACUAUCUCAACACGAGGCACUCGGAGUUGUCGAGUUUGUGGUUACGCUCAACAAAACAAGCGAGACAAGUUUCAAGGACUGUAUAGCUCAUUUGUUGCUGCAACAUGGAAAUGAUAUUGCUUGUAUCAUUUACGACGAGCUCAUGUACUUCUCUGAAGCUACAGCUAAGGAUUUAAGGAUUCCUAGUGUCAUAUUCACCACUGGUAGUGCUACAAAUCAUGUUUGUUCUUGUAUUUUAAGCAAACUCAACGCCGAGAAGUUCUUGAUCGACAUGAAAGAUCCUGAAGUGCAAAACAUGGUGGUGGAAAAUUUACAUCCACUAAAAUACAAAGACUUACCAACUUCAGGAAUGGGGCCGCUAGAGCGAUUUUUGGAGAUUUGUGCCGAAGUUGUCAACAAAAGAACAGCUUCCGCUGUUAUAAUCAAUACGUCAAGUUGUCUAGAGAGCUCGUCUCUGUCAUGGCUGAAACAAGAACUCAGUAUUCCAGUGUAUCCAUUAGGCCCUCUUCACAUUACAACUUCAGCAAAUUUUAGUUUACUUGAAGAGGACAGGAGCUGCAUUGAAUGGCUGAACAAGCAGAAACUGAGGUCAGUUAUAUACAUAAGCGUAGGAAGCAUAGCUCACAUGGAAACCAAGGAAGUAUUGGAGAUGGCUUGGGGAUUGUAUAAUAGCAACCAACCUUUUCUAUGGGUAAUCCGACCCGGUACAGAGUCAAUGCCAGUGGAAGUCAGUAAGAUUGUCUCGGAAAGAGGAUGCAUUGUGAAAUGGGCGCCACAGAAUGAAGUACUUGUGCAUCCUGCAGUGGGAGGUUUCUGGAGCCACUGUGGAUGGAACUCAACACUCGAGAGUAUUGUGGAAGGAGUUCCAAUGAUUUGCAGACCGUUUAACGGUGAGCAGAAGUUAAACGCGAUGUAUAUAGAAAGUGUUUGGAGAGUAGGGGUUCUGCUUCAAGGAGAAGUGGAGAGAGGAUGUGUAGAGAGAGCUGUGAAGAGGUUGAUUGUGGAUGAUGAAGGUGUAGGAAUGAGGGAGAGAGCCCUUGUUUUAAAAGAGAAGCUCAAUGCCUCUGUAAGAAGUGGAGGCUCUUCAUACAAUGCAUUGGAUGAGCUCGUCCAUUACUUGGAGGCAGAGUAUAGAAAUACUUGAAAACAGAGUAAAUCUGAAGAAUUUAUGUAACAUAAAGGAUAAAUCAUGAUUUUUAUAGAUCAAGCUUGAUUUUUUAAAGAAAGACCAUUGCAUGUUUAAUCCUGAAAAGCCUUUCCUACUGUAUACCACAAACAUGAGGCAUGUAUCAAAUUUGUCGCAACAAGAGAUAUUUCUAGUACUUAUUUUGAGCUUUGUAAUUGUAUGUUAGCUUAUUUUGUAUUAUAUUAUUUUUCUAGUAGAGACGACUAUCUUGAUUUCAUAAACCAAUUAAUAUUUGCCAAGUAUUCUUUAUAGUUUGAGCUACCAGUUAC